CACUUAUGUUCCCUUUUGAUGUAAAUGUGUUAUUCUACCCACUUAUUCUUAUUCGACACAGUGAACGGAUUUGGGAGUAUUUAGGCAUGAGAGCAUCUCGAGGGGGCCCUUAACUGUGCAAGCUUUUGUAAGACUUUCAACAAAAGACGGAAACUGCACUCGCGUUCGUCUGUGCACGCGCAGCAAACCAAAACCAUGCACAAGGGGAAUGAUUUUGGAUGGAUCCUUGUCCUGUCAGCACUGUUUACUUUCAGUGAUGCAUCAAGUCAAACUGUCAACCAAGAGCUUUCAGAUGUUUUUAAUGAGCUCUGGAAGCUGGAUGUGAAUCGCCUGAAGCCUGGGACUCAUUACAAUAUCUCACUGCAGGGCAAAGCUGGUUACAUACCGCAGGGAAGCACCAGUGCAGUAGACCACGCCUCAUCCCCACUGUUUACCAGCGUCGAUGAGGCCAAACUGAACUCCAUUACCACAUAUGCACGCUUCAUGAAGCUUUUAGACAACUAUGAGAGAUCUACUGGUGUGGCAGAGAGGGUGACCGCUGAGGAGGUGACUGAAAAUAACUCCUUUCUUGAUGCUGUCUUGGAGACAGCAGUCAUGAAGCGUGCCCACCGGUACCUGAUUGGAAAGGGAAAAUCCCGCUCUGAUCUGAGACAGUUUAAGAGUCAGUUGUACUACAUGUGGUUCCGUCUUUAUCACAGAGACAGAAAUGGAGGGGAGGACUCCAGUGGAUUUGAGCAUGUGUUUGUUGGAGAAACCAAGUUUGGCAGAGAAAUCAUGGGUCUUCACAACUGGGUCCAGUUUUAUCUGCAAGAGAAGCAGAAGCUUCUUGAUUACAAGGGCUACAAAGCCAAGGACAAUGAUGCGCCUAAUGAAGAUGACCAUGUCUUGAAUGUGCAGUUCAGCUGGCACGGUUUGGUCAAACCAGUGGCCAGCGCAUUUGUUGGUGUGAGUCCUGAGUUUGAAAUGGCCAUCUUUACCAUCCUGUUCCUCACGUCCACUGAGAAGACCACCACGGCCGUGGUCAAUCUGGAUGAGUACCAGCUGGAGAUGGUGGUGUAUAGACAUGGUCGUUCUAUUGGGACCGCUUAUCCCAAACUGCUGAGCAGCAACAACAGACACGUAUAGAUCCCACAUACU
Messenger RNA from Carassius carassius (crucian carp), 1137 nucleotides. RefSeq names its product endonuclease, polyU-specific C (gene endouc). The record is from RefSeq and is a predicted model, not a curated record. The transcript has 8 exons. Gene Ontology annotation, molecular function: RNA endonuclease activity. Lineage: Eukaryota; Metazoa; Chordata; Actinopteri; Cypriniformes; Cyprinidae. The coding region runs from base 196 to 1125 and encodes 309 amino acids.